GACUGAGACCUUCUGACGUCACGAGUAGCAACAAAGGCGAAGGACGAGAAGAGGAAGUAACUGCGCUUUAGAAUUUCUCCGUGUUUUAUCGAGUCUGAACGAAUUACUGGCGAUUCUGAACGAUGGGGGCAGUAUUGGGAGUGUGUGGUGCAGCCCAGCUGGCAUGUUGCUGUGGAUCAGCAGCGUGCAGUUUGUGCUGCGCUGCGUGUCCAUCAUGCAAGAACUCCACCUCCAGUCGCAUCAUGUAUGCCGUGAUGAUGUUGCUAGGUACCAUUGUGGCCUGCAUCAUGCUCUCACCUGGCCUUCAAACUGCACUUGAAAAGGUUCCUUUUUGCGAGCAAGAAGGUGCUGAAGCUUCCAUUACAGAUGCUGUCACCAAUACUGUUCAGUUGGAUUGCUCUGGGAUUGUAGGCUACUUGGCUGUGUACCGAUUGUGCUUUGCGAUGUCACUUUUCUUCUUUGUGAUGGCGCUGCUCAUGGUGGGAGUGAAAUCCAGCAAAGAUCCUCGGGCUGCAAUCCAGAAUGGCUUCUGGGGGAUCAAGUAUCUGAUAUUGAUCGGAGCCAUUGUUGGCGCAUUCUUCAUUCCGCAUGGACAGUUUGGACAAGUUUGGAUGUACUUUGGAAUGAUUGGUGGAUUCCUGUUCAUCCUCAUCCAGUUGGUGCUCAUCAUUGACUUUGCCCACUCUUGGGCAGAGGCUUGGGUCGAUAAAUAUGAGGAAACGGAGAGCAAGGGAUGGUACUGUGCCUUGCUCUCCUGCACCUUCUUCAACUAUGCACUGGCCAUCACUGCUGUGGUACUUUUCUACGUUUUCUACACCACGACUGACAGCUGCAGCUUGCAUAAAUUCUUCAUCUCCUUCAAUUUGAUCCUUUGUGCCAUUGUGAGCAUUAUCAGCAUCCUGCCCAAGAUCCAGGACUCCCAGCCCCGCUCUGGACUCCUUCAGGCUUCAGUGAUCACACUGUACACCAUGUACCUUACCUGGUCUGCCAUGACCAAUGCUCCUGACAAGAACUGCAAGCCUAACUGGGACUCACUCUUAGAUAAUGAAGGACAAGCCACCCCUACUGAUGAGCCACCAAAGAACCAUGAACCAACCUUUGAUGGAGAAUCCAUUGCCUCUCUUGUUAUUUGGUUCUGCUGUGUGCUCUACUCAUCCAUCCGCACUGCCUCCAACUCCCAAGCCUCAAAGCUCACCAUGUCUGACAAGGUUCUCCUUAAGGAUGACUCCACCCGCCGGAACUCAGGAGACAUUCCUCUGGUGACCAGUGAGGUGCAGCAAGGUGGUGCAGGUGAUCCAGAGGCUGGUGAUGGCCACCACGUGUGGGACAAUGAGGAUGAGGGUGUGGCCUACUCAUGGUCCUUCUUCCACAUCAUGUUUGGGCUGGCCACUCUGUACGUCAUGAUGACCCUCACCAACUGGUUCACCCCCAACUCUAACCUCACCACUCUCUCUAGCAACAUGGCUGCAGUUUGGGUCAAGAUUGUGUCCAGCUGGAUCUGCCUGGCCCUGUACACAUGGACAUUGGUGGCCCCAAUCAUUCUCUCUAACCGUACCUUUGACUAAGCUUAACCAGCGACUCCCACCACCUCAGUGGGAAGCAGUCCACUACUGCAGGAUGGAUAUUUCAACAAGUAAUUCUUUUUGUCUUUUUUGUCUCUAUAUGUAGAUUGCAUUGGAUGUCGUAUAUAUAUUCUCAGAUAGUCACCUACUUGUGUUGGAUGUUUUGUUUAGAUAUUUUGAAGAAACGGUAGGAUUUGGUCAAUAUUAAGAUGACUAUGUACUAGUUAUAAUAUACUCGUAUACCUUACUGAGAUGCUGCAGUGUUAUCACCUACUUUCGGUAACAACACAGUGAAUAAACAAGAAGUCUCUUAAUUUGCCCCUAAACUUAUUGUAGAUUUCAGUAUUUGUCAAAUGUGACUGUGAAGUAGUUUUCUUAGGAAAAUGUUUUCUCCUAGUCAUAUCACACAUAAGUUCAUCAUUUAUGUCAGGAUGACAGAAAUUAGUGUCAACUUAAAUUCAGGAAUGUUAUGUGAUUAAUAUUAAGUAUGUUAUUUGUGAACUGUUUGACUGGUAUAGUGGUAACAUUUCCAAAACUUGACACUGACUUUUGUCACAUUUGUGUUGUUCCAUGAUGGGAACCACUGGAUUUUGAAACAGGUUAGAUAUGUUACUGACAUAUCUGUCAGAGAAAAGUUCUAUUGCCAUGUUCUGAUCAUUUCCAGUUUUCAGUUAGGAAUCUGUGAUAAAUAUUUUACUCUACUGACAUAUGGGACUAUGAGGAGCUUGCAUUAUAUUAAUUUGUAUUUGAGUGUAAUUGUUUACUUCUCAAAACAUUGUCUAAAUUUUUUUCAUAUGUUUUUACUUUUUUAAAAUUAACAUGUCAGUUUAAUUUAGCUCCCUUACCCAUGCUGUUUUGAGGCUGGGUAUGUGUGUGUGUGUGUGUGUGUGUGUGUGUGUGUGUGUGUGUGUGUGUGUGUGUUUAGUUAUUUAGUUUCACAAAUACUGUAAGUCCUUGUUUGAUUGCUUUACUCCAU
Portunus trituberculatus (swimming crab) is the source of this 2538-nucleotide messenger RNA. It is a transcript of the gene TMS1, whose product is annotated as serine incorporator 1-like. Gene Ontology annotation, cellular component: membrane. The record is from RefSeq and is a predicted model, not a curated record. The transcript has 12 exons. The coding region runs from base 123 to 1565 and encodes 480 amino acids. Lineage: Eukaryota; Metazoa; Arthropoda; Malacostraca; Decapoda; Portunidae.